Messenger RNA from Phragmites australis (common reed), 2511 nucleotides. Its product is annotated as xyloglucan galactosyltransferase KATAMARI1 homolog. Gene Ontology annotation, molecular function: glycosyltransferase activity. The record is from RefSeq and is a predicted model, not a curated record. The transcript has a single exon. Bases 440 to 2290 code for a protein of 616 amino acids. NCBI's taxonomy places the organism in Eukaryota, Viridiplantae, Streptophyta, Magnoliopsida, Poales, Poaceae.
AAUUCAGUCGAGCCAUCGAUUCCCUGACUGCACAGACUGCGCGCCUGGAUGCUUCUUUGCCACGGCCGGCGAGCUGACUUUGGAUUAACCUACUGACACGCACACGUGGAUGGCCGCUUAGCUUAAGCAUUCUGGUUUGCAUCCCCAGGCAGCCAGCCAGGUUCGUCGCACUAGAAUCCUAGUAGAUAAUUAGCUUUGAUCUGGUUAGUCCUAACGGAGAGCUGCAUAAACAAAUCCGCUUGAGAUGCCCGCAGUUUCCGUGUCAGUGACAAUGAGAGCAGGUCUACCUCUAGCAGCAGCGGUUUGAUUCGCCCGAUGCGGACGCUCGGCUUUUGAUGACCUCGCCGCCUCGGAUCCCUCGCGCUUCUAGUGACCAGCCGGUACUCCCCGGCUCCCCGCCGUGCCACCUAGCUCGUCGCGGCCCGCGCGCGCGCACGGCAUGAAGCGGCACCACGCGGCGGCUGAGCUGCCCCUGUCGGCGCCGGCGGGCGACGGCGGCGGCCUGCGGCUGGUGGAGGAGGAGGACAAGCAGGGCAAGUUCGACAAGGCGCAGCGCCGCUGCUCCCGCCUCUGCUUCCUCCUCGUGCUCGCCGCCACUGUAUCCAUGCUUGCGCGCCACUGCUACGACUCCGGCCUCGCCGGGGGCGUGGUGCGCGUCGAGGGGGUGCCUAAAUCUCGGAAGAUAGUUCCAAUCGCUCGCGGCGAACUGUCGAUCUCUCACCGUUCCCCUUCGGCACCGGAAGCCGGCGACGAGAGGGUUUUGGCAGGCAACGGCGAGAAGGAGUUGUCCAAGACUUCGGCGUCGGUGUCGUCGGGCGCCGGCGACAAGUCGUCCGGCUCUUCCAUCGGGGUUUCUGAGUCUGACAAUGGUGACAGGACAGUAUCGGAGGACUCGCCCCCGGCUCCUCACGGUGACCAGCACAGUGGCCACGCCUUCGCCCGCGCGCUGGCGGCGGUGGACGGCAGGGGGCGCGACCUGUGUGGCGGGCGGUACAUCUACGUGCAGGAGCUGCCUCCUCGCUUCAACGCGGACAUGGUCCGGAGCUGCGGGACGCUCUCGCCGUGGACGGACAUGUGCGGGUACACGGCCAACGGCGGCUUCGGCCCGCAGCUCCGCAGCGGCGACGAGGGCGAGUUCCAGGAGACCGGCUGGUACGACACCGACCAGCACGCGCUGGACGUCAUCCUCCACGACCGGAUCAGGCGGUACGAGUGCCUUACAGACGAUCCCUCCCUCGCAGCCGCCGUCUUCGUGCCGUUCUACGCCGGCCUCGACGUCGCGCGGCACCUCUGGGGGUACAACGUCUCCACGCGGGACGCCCUGGCGCUGGAGCUGGCGGACCUGCUCACCGCGCGGCCCGAGUGGCGCGCCAUGGGCGGCCGCGACCACUUCUUCGUCGCCGGCCGCACCACGUGGGACUUCCGGCGGCUGGCCGACGGCGACGCCGAGUGGGGGAGCAAGCUAUUCGGCCUCCCUGCCAUCAGGAACAUGACCGCGCUCGUUGUGGAGGCCAGCCCAUGGCACCUCAACGACGCCGCUAUCCCGUACCCGACCGCGUUCCACCCUGCGUGCGACGAGGACCUCUUCGUCUGGCAGGACCGGAUGCGCGGGCGGCACCGCCCGUACCUAUUCUCUUUCGCCGGCGCGCCGCGCCCCGGUGAUGCAGAGUCUAUAUUCGGCCACCUCGCCGAGCAGUGCACAGCGUCGCCCGCCUGCUCGCUCGUGGAGUGCAGCAAGGGUUCCAGUAACAAGUCCGAGUCUCCAACCAGCGUCAUGAAGCUCUUCCAGAGCUCAACGUUCUGCCUCCUUCCGCGGGGCAGCACGUCCACAACCAGGUCGACAUUCGACGCCGUGCUCGCCGGCUGCAUACCGGUGUUCUUCCACCCCGGCACGGCGUACGUGCAGUACACCUGGCAUCUGCCCAAGAACCACACCGAGUACUCGGUGUACAUCCCCGAGGCGGACGUGCGCAAGAACGCGAGCGUGGAGGAGCGGCUGCGGCGGAUACCACCGGAUGCGGUGGAGAGGAUGAGGAAUACCGUCGUGGGCCUCAUCCCAACGGUGACAUACAGCGACGCGUCGUCGAGGCUCGAGACGACGGUAAGUGACGCGUUCGACGUCGCGGUGGCGGCCGUCAUCGACAAGGUGGCGAAGCUGAGGAGCGACAUCGUGGAAGGCCGUGCGGAGGACGAGAAGCUGGAGAUGUAUAGCUGGAAGUAUCCACUGUUGGGAGAAGGGCAGAAGGCUGAGGACUCUCACGAAUGGGAUGCCCUGUUUGCAUUCAAUUAGCUCGUGUAUUUUUCGAAUGCAAUUACUAGUUCGUAAUUGUUGCACAAUUAUGAAUAACAUUGUUUCAUCAAGAAUUUAGGGCCGUCUGGAACAUAGGAAAAUUUCAGGAUUCGUACGGGUAUUUAGCGGUUUUUGCAAAAUUCAUGCAUUCCACACGGGGUGUUAAUAUUGUUACAACUUACAAAGCAUGAGAAAAGUUCAAUUAUAUCAUGGAUCGAGAU